Messenger RNA from Chara braunii, 2969 nucleotides. Lineage: Eukaryota; Viridiplantae; Streptophyta; Charophyceae; Charales; Characeae. The record is from the annotation of a GenBank genome assembly.
GGGGGAAACCUUCUUGGAAGGGGUGAAAGAGAUGUUCAUAGAAGAGGAGGAGGAUUCCAGUGAUGAGGAGGACGGGGACGAGAUAGAGGGCUGGGACUUCUGAAGGGGGGGGACUUACCCGGGGAAAACGGGUUGUCAACUAUGUGCAGGUAGGGAGUGAUGGCCCGGGAAUUCGAGCCGUGGGAUUGCACAUGGGAACCAAGACGAACCGGAAGAGGAGUAGAGAUGUCAAUACCGCCGAGCUAUGAAUGGAAGGGGACCACAUGUGAUUGGCGAGGGUAUGAGAUCGUGCCGGAGCUAUCGUACCUAUGGAUAGAGCGUGUCUGGAACCCGUUGAGGGAAGAGGAAGGAUGGGAAGAGAUGGCGGAACGAAGGGUGGAAUCAGUCGGGACGAUCGUUCUCUCUGAACAAGGUUGGCACCUGUUCUGCACAACGCUCGCGGCAGGACAGGACCCGAUGUGGCUUUUAGGGGACGUUGAGGCAAGAGCUCGGCAGGCGGGGGAAAGGCUUGCUAACAAAGGUUGGGAUACGGUCAGCAGUAGAGUCGUGAUGGGAGGAUGGAAGGAAUUUAAACCGCCUGGCACCCGAACCAAGAUCUGGGUGCCCGAGUUCGUGGUGGACUGGUUUGGGGGUUUUGCUCACGUAACAAAGGUAGCCGACACGAUGGAACGAAUACACGUGAACUGCGCAUGGCUGGCAGAGGAAUUAUAUAGGAUGUCCUUGAAAUUUGGGUCCUUCCACAACGAUAAAGUCUGGGAGGUUCUUAUCAUUUUGGAGAUUGAGAGGAAUGACCGACAGGAGGUGGCCCCGGAAACUAGGGAGGCCAUAAUCCGCCGUGAGGUAGCAGCAACACCUUCUUAUGUGGAUGAUGUGUUCAAAUUGUUCGAGGGUUCGAUGCGGAUUGCGAGCCAAGAGAUCAAAGGCGAGUGCGUGAUGGCGCGAAGAAGGACGUGCCUCGAGGAACGCCCCUUGGGCAUUGAACCACCUAGGGAAGUACCGGGUGGGGUAGAGGUUAGCUUGCCGGCGGCAAGUGACGGCUGGCACCAAGUGGCAGAUGAGGUCGGGGUCGAGCUUGCGGAAAAUAUGGUCUACUUGGUGACGAAAGUUGAGUGGCAUGCGGAUGAGAAUGGGGAAUGGAACCUGGAUCCGCGGGGGCAUGUGAGUGCAGAAGGACGGUUGUAUGUGUCAGAGGAUGGGUGGAGGGAGUUCGGAGUUCGGCUGGCAUCGGGAGAAGACCCGUUGAGCAUGUUUGAAGGGGCAUGGCAGUUAGUAUAGCUAGGUAAAGAAAUGGCGACUGAGGAAGGAAUCAAUGACCAGCAGAGCGGAGGGAAUCAGGGCACUAAUGGGGAUGGGGAACGAAACGAGGGAUCAGCCAGGGAUCGAGAGUCGGCCAAACUGGAAGGAACCCGAGAAGACGGAAAGGACGCCUCAAUUGGAGAAAGCUCGGGGAAAGCUGGGGGUAACAAAAGGGGACCUCAGGAAGACAGGGAAGGGGGAAAUGAUAUGAGAACAAGCCCUCGGAACUCAGCAGGAGUCACCCCUAAAAAGACAAAAGUCUCGGAUGCCAGUCGUAAAUUGGCAGAGAUAGAAAAACAGACUGCAAAAUUUAAGGCAAGGCUUAUCGAGCAGAUGAUAGCCGAGGAUGAAGAGGACCCCCAGGGCGCAGGGUCACGUGAGGGACACAGGACCGGUCAAGACGAGGCUAGGUAUGAGGGGAAGGAUAAUAGCCACAAAGGAACGCCUAGUAAGAAGGGGAAGGACAAGAACGAUCCCCCGACGGAGGAGACGAAAAACGCUAUGACCCCACCCGCCAUCGACAACGGCACCAGCAGACUACCCGCCACGCCGAAAGCCAAUUUUAUCCUAGAAGGCAAUGACCAGGAUAGGGUAAAUAUUACCACUCGCCGGGCCGGCGCAGAAAAGAAACUUAUUCAAGAUACAGUAAUGGAAGAACUCGCAGGGACUAGCACGGGCCAGCAAGAGACCGAAGCCGGGGAACAAGAGAAGGUAUAUGGGAAGCCAAGGGAGGACGAACCGGUAGACAAGGCUACGGCGGCAAAGAAGAAGUUCAGGUAUCAAAUUCCGAUCUUGACUUCUCCAGAAAUCGAUGGCACCUUGAGUAAGCUACUGGGUACCAUGGUAUCGGUGUCCUUUCAGACCAUGCUGCAAGCCAGCCCAAGGCUGCUUAAAGGACUCAGGCAGUUGCUAACGCGUAAGCGCGUAGAGGUAGAGGAGGCCCCGGAACUGCAAGAGCAGGACAAGGAAGAGGCCGAGGCACCGCAAGGAGUCUCCAACCUCCAAAGCAUUCCAAAGGGCCUAGGAGAUUUGGAGAAAGCCUUUGUGGACAUCCGACUUAGCCUACCGUAUCGUGAAGGUGGCGAAGUCAUGAGGGCGCCACCCGAAACAAAGCUUAGCUUUCAUGCAUUACCAGUUGGGAAACUUAAAGUUCAAAUCGGAACUCACCACACUGACGCGUUAGUGGACGGCGGAGCAGAAAUCACCUUCAUAAGACGAGAUUUCGCAACGGUCACGGGGUGCACGGUAAACAAGGAAGUAGCAGGGAGUAUCCGGGGAGCUGGUGGCGAAAUUCCUUUCACAGGGUAUGCCACCAAAUGUACAGUCAGGGCGGGAAUCCGGGAAUCCAUCUGGUCCUUUCAGCGGAUGACCGUGAUGGAAGAAAUGAAUUACGACGUAAUCCUCGGGAGACCAUGGUGCGCCAAUGUGGAAAUGAUAGGAAUGCAUCUGCACGACGACACAUACAUGGUAGACAUAGAGGACCCAGUGACUGGCCGCGGGGAACUCCUCCGACUUCUUGGGACCGAAGGGGACCCUCCGAAGGGCAAAUUGGCAACCUGGUCUCCAACAUUCGAAGAAAGUGCACGGGAGGGGGCAUUCUCAUGAAUGGAAGGCAUGAGGGAAAGGAUAGAAAUUAUGAUCGAGGAGGCUUUUAGUAAAAAGGAAUGGAUCAA